Molecule: messenger RNA, 1921 nt
Organism: Lottia gigantea (owl limpet)
Lineage: Eukaryota; Metazoa; Mollusca; Gastropoda; Lottiidae
Exons: 9
Coding region: 1-924 (307 amino acids)
Source: RefSeq, a predicted model, not a curated record
AUGGCCGCGCCCUGUGCACUGUUCGCUUCUUGUUCCAGUUUUCAAACGGACGAAUUUAUAAAAAGAAUAUUAAAUAUAUCAGAACUACCACCACAUAUUAAUAUAUGUGAUGAUAUUCAGGCUUACAGCUGGGAUGUCAAUACAAAAUAUUAUACAGCAACUAUACACUUAUGUACUACAGAAAAGCGAACCAUAGGUGAUCAGAAUUUUGCUGAAUCUGUUCAAGCUUUUAUAGUUCAUUUUGAUAAUGAUCAGGAGAAAGGUUUAAAGAAUGUAGAAUCAUGGUUACCGUUUAUAGACCAGCUGGAAGUUGAUAUUAAAUUACUAGUUUGUAAUACAGCUACAGAUACCAAAACUAUUAAGAGGUUAACAAUACAGAACUGGUGUUUAGAUAAUAAUUUUGAAUUGGUAGAGCUCCAACCCGAAGAAACUAGUGAUAGUGAAGAUGAGUUUGCUGAAACAACUGGAAUUAAAAGAAUUAUUCAAGCCCUACAUUCACAUACAUGGUCAAAUUUACAGAUGAAAGAAAAUCCAGAUGUUCGGAGUCCAUAUAUAAAAGAAUUAAUGAGGGAAGAAUCUGAAUCUAAAGCAUUAUCUACAAGUAAUGAAGAAGAUACUGAGAUUGAUAAAGCCAGUGAUACUACUAACACUAAUACUGCCAGUGGAGACAAUGUACAACCAUAUAGUAUGAUAACAGAUAAUGACAGGUCUAUUCUUACUGCUCUUGGGGAUGAUACUCAAGAUGAAGAAAAUUUUGAACAAUUAUUUGAGAAGUUAAAAGUCAUGAAAGAUAAAGCAGAAUCUUUACCACAAAGUGAGAGAAAAGCUUAUGCUGAAAAAGUAGCAAUAUCAUUUUGGAAAGCUAUAGGUGGUGAUGAUGAUGAUAUAGAUGGUUUAACAGACAGUGAUGAUAAUGGAAUUUAGUUUGGACUAGAAUUAUUUAAACCAUUGAUUUAUAAUGAUGACCAUUGCAGGUCACUGAUAGUGCAGUUUGGGCAAUUAGUGACAGAUACAUUAACUGUUCCUGUUCUGUUGCAGUUAUAUCAUGUCAACAAUAUUCAUGAAUACAAUUGAAAAACUGUGAUAUGAUUAGCCAAUUCCAGAAUUCAGUUAAAAGCAUCCUGUAUAUUUGUGUCAAAUGAAUAGCAAUUAAGAUAAAAAUGAUGUAACAUUAACUUAUAUAAUCAAGAUAUAUUUAAUCAUGUUCAUAUUUGUACAAGUUUCAUCAUUGUGUCAAUAAAAAUAUCAGAAUAUUAGUCAGUUUUGUUGAUAUUCAAUUGCCUUCACACUAUGAGUAAAAUCAAAAUUAUGCACAAUGAAAUACUUCUUAACACAUUUCAACUAAUCAAUGGCUCACCUUCAGACAUCUGAGGAUCAAGUAAUAUAUUUUGUUAACAGUGUCUUAUAUAUCAUCUAAAUCAUUUAAUAUCUCUUCUGUUGUUUGUUGUUCAUCCGUUUCCAUGGCAAUAUCUUCGUCACUGUCCUUAGUUUCACAUUCUUGCUCCUUACUUAUAUUGUCAUCUUUAAUAGUUUCUGAUAUUUCUUGGUCUUUAGAAUUUGUUAAUUUGUCAAUGUCCUUUUCUUUCCCAGUGUUGUUGAUUGAAUCCUGUUCACUUGUUGUUUUUGAUUUUGGUUGAGUGUCUGUUGUAGAUCUAAUGGCUUCACUAACAUUUGUUACCAUAUCAACAUCCAUGUCUUUGUUAAUCUUGUAAUCUGAAAUACUGUCUUGUUCACCAGAAUUAUGAACAGAUUCACUAACUGUCAGUUUCUCUAAGAUUUUAUCAUUUGUAGAUUCUGAUUGUGCCAAAGUCUCAACUGAAGAACUUGCAGAAUUGGAAAUAUUUCGAUCCCCUAGUUCACUGACAUCUUCUGGUGCAGAAACAGAUGUACAUGUUUGAGAAUUAUUUGAAUCAUCUACAAC